UGAUAAACUGAUGACCCGCCGCGGGACUGCAGCUUUCUCUGUGCUGGACACUCAUCAUGUCAUUUACACAGUUUGGUUAUUCAUACCCUGCAGCACCACAGCUUUUAAUGUCUUCUAAUGCUCUGAGCACCUGCUUUGAGACUAGUGGUUCUCUGCUAGACUCUGGAGUGCCGACUUCUCCUCAAAACUCACUAUACUGCCCAAUGUACGAAAGUAGGCUUGUGGCCUCCAGCCGGCAUGAGCUGAUCCCUACUGCGGUCUAUGGCAACUCCUGUUCGAAGAAUCACGUUUACGACUCUUGCAGCACUUACGGUCCAGAUUCAGCCUCAUGCUAUCCUCUUGGUAAACUCAACGAGAAAGAUGGAGUGCAAACCGGACAUUCAAGAGUUACCCAAAGCUCUGCGUAUUAUCCUUAUGACUACCCAAUUGGACAAUACUCAUAUGAUCGAUAUGGCUAUGGAUCUGUAGAUGUGGGGACAAGAAGAAAGAAUGCCACCAGAGAGACCACCAGCACAUUGAAAGCAUGGUUGCAGGAACAUAAAAAGAAUCCAUAUCCCACAAAGGGCGAGAAGAUCAUGCUGGCCAUCAUCACUAAGAUGACUCUCACGCAGGUCUCCACCUGGUUCGCCAACGCACGCCGGAGACUCAAGAAGGAGAAUAAGAUGACGUGGUCACCACGUAACAAGAACUCCGAUGAGAAGGAGUGUGACGACGACCAAGAAGAUCUGGAUGAAGCGCAGGAGGAGCCAAUAAAAACUGAACAAGAUUUCAAUGACAACCAUGGAAAGGACGAUACAGAGCAACUUCACAGCGAUCUGGAUGAUUUCGAUCUAGUGGAAUCCGAUGGCUCUGAGUGCGAAUCCAAACCAUCUUUUGUUGUGCGCGUUCACUCAGAAACCAGCGAACAUCCAGAAACCCACUUCAAAGAUGCUUUUCAUGAAUCCGUUACCGAGCUUACGAGAGGUGUCCACGAAUUUAGCGAAGACCGUAUGAGAGCACCUGCUGAGGAUCACCAAAUGGCAAAGUUUUACCUUCAACAAGGCCAAAAGACCAAUGAGACCAAGCCGAAGAUCUGGUCACUUGCACAGACCGCUACUUCGUUAAACCAAGUCGAUUAUUCAUCAUGCAUGCAUAAACGAACAGCGUGCCCUUCUUCAAACUGUGACUCCGAUUCAGACAUCACAAAGAGGAAACAAGAGUCUCCAGUGGCCACUCUGAGGAACUGGGUAGAUGGAGUCUUUCACGAUCCUCUAUUCAGGCACAACAACUUAAACCAAACUUUCAGCAACUCCACAGAGUUAUGGACUGAUGCCAUUUCCUCACAGAAUAACUACCAUGAACACUCAGGAACACCUAUUACUUCCUCUCAUACUUAA
This is a messenger RNA of Danio aesculapii, 1376 nucleotides long. RefSeq names its product iroquois homeobox 4b (gene irx4b). Gene Ontology annotation, molecular function: DNA-binding transcription factor activity, RNA polymerase II-specific; RNA polymerase II cis-regulatory region sequence-specific DNA binding. Bases 57 to 1376 code for a protein of 439 amino acids. NCBI's taxonomy places the organism in Eukaryota, Metazoa, Chordata, Actinopteri, Cypriniformes, Danionidae. Gene Ontology annotation, cellular component: nucleus. Gene Ontology annotation, biological process: regulation of transcription by RNA polymerase II; cell development; neuron differentiation. The record is from RefSeq and is a predicted model, not a curated record. The transcript is spliced from 5 exons.